Molecule: messenger RNA, 1545 nt
Organism: Austrofundulus limnaeus
Lineage: Eukaryota; Metazoa; Chordata; Actinopteri; Cyprinodontiformes; Rivulidae
Product: long-chain fatty acid transport protein 6
Exons: 8
Coding region: 1-1044 (347 amino acids)
Biological process (GO): long-chain fatty acid metabolic process; long-chain fatty acid import into cell
Cellular component (GO): endoplasmic reticulum membrane; plasma membrane
Molecular function (GO): long-chain fatty acid transmembrane transporter activity; long-chain fatty acid-CoA ligase activity
Source: RefSeq, a predicted model, not a curated record
AUGGGGAGUGUGCAUUGUUUUGUGGCAGGAGCAACCUGUGUCUUAAAGAAGAAGUUUUCAGCCUCUCAGUUUUGGACUGACUGCAGAAAACAUGAAGUGACCAUAUUCCAGUACAUCGGUGAACUCUGCAGGUACCUCUGCAAUCAGCCUAAGACAGAGUUGGACAAAGUUCACAAGGUUAAAAUGGGAGUUGGGAAUGGGCUGCGACAGGAUGUCUGGCGGGAGUUCCUAAGUCGUUUUGGGAACAUCAGAAUGUGCGAGGUGUAUGGCUCCACCGAGGGAAACUUGUGUUUCAUGAACCACAUAGGGAAGAUUGGAACUGUGGGUCGCUCCAACCUUGUUUACAGGCUCCUGUUCAAGUAUGAUCUAGUGAAAUACGACAUGGUACAGGAUGAACCAGUGAAAGAUGAAAGUGGUUUCUGUCGACGAGUGGAGAAGGGAGAGACUGGUCUUCUUCUGUCCAAGGUGUGCGCAACCAGCCCCUUCUUUGGCUAUGCUGGAAGCAAGCAGUUGACUGAGAAGAAGCUGAUGAGGGAUGUUUUUGUGAAGGGGGAUGCCUACGUUAACACAGGGGACCUCAUGGCUGAAGAUCACAAGGGCUUCAUCUGCUUCAGAGACAGAGUAGGAGACACUUUCAGGUGGAAAGGUGAAAAUGUAGCAACCACAGAGGUAACAGAGAUUCUUGGGCUGGUGGAUUUUAUUCAAGAGAUCAGUGUGUAUGGAGUGGAAAUACCAGGGCAUGAGGGCAGAGCAGGAAUGGCAGCAUUGAUUGUAAGACCUGGCGUCUCGUUUGAUGGGAAGAAGCUGUUCGAACAUGCAGUGAGGGAUCUACCAGUGUAUGCUCGCCCCCUCUUCGUAAGACUUCAGGAGGUCAUAGAAAUGACGAGUACCUUCAAGCAUCAGAAGUUCCAGCUGGUGCAGAGCGGCUUCAACCCCUCAACUAUCUCUGACCUGCUCUACGUGUUGGACUACGAACAGAAGAGCUACAUUCCCCUAACGGAGGAGAUCUACCAGAGCAUCAUCAGAGGAGAACGAAAGCUGUAGACCAGUGUGACCAACAGAGAGAGGAACAAGUUGAAUUUUUAUUUUGUGUAUGUUUUUUAGUCGGUAGAGAGCCGUACACCUCCAAUCACUUUGAAGGAAGACCUCGACCAAUCAGCAGAGAGGAGGGACCUGACGUGCUGCUGCGAAGAGAAAUGUCAGAAGCACUUCUAACUCGAUGAACCUGAAUGUCUCACCACAAAUCACCUCUUCUUGUUUCAAACAAAACAUCAAGUUAAAAGAGUUUUAUAUGGCAAAUCAGAUUCCUUAUUUUUAUUUCGUUGUGUUUAAUUUGUUUUGAAAACAGUGCCACAUAUGGCUCCGACAUUACACUGAAUCAAACACUUUUUAGACAACAAAAUGUUAAAGUAGUCAAUACUUUUAUAAAGAGUUUUACAAUGUAAACAAAAAAAUUUAUAAUUACUGUUUAUUUAAACCUCUUUAAAGCACUUUAAUUUUCCAAAGAAAGUUUAAAAGUUCACAAAUUAAAUGGUAUAAAUGAAG